AAACCACACUGCUGCGAAUACCCAGGCUGUACGAAGACAUUUAGUGACUCUAGCUCACUCGCUCGACAUCGAAGAACGCACACGGGGAAGAGGCCUUACAAGUGCGAGGAUCCGCUCUGCGAGAAGACGUUCACGCGGCGAACGACGCUGACGGCACAUAUGCGCACGCAC
Stereum hirsutum FP-91666 SS1 is the source of this 171-nucleotide messenger RNA. RefSeq lists its product as uncharacterized. Gene Ontology annotation, cellular component: transcription regulator complex; PcG protein complex. NCBI's taxonomy places the organism in Eukaryota, Fungi, Basidiomycota, Agaricomycetes, Russulales, Stereaceae. Gene Ontology annotation, biological process: regulation of transcription by RNA polymerase II. The record is from RefSeq and is a predicted model, not a curated record. The annotation marks the transcript as partial. Gene Ontology annotation, molecular function: RNA polymerase II cis-regulatory region sequence-specific DNA binding; DNA-binding transcription factor activity, RNA polymerase II-specific. The transcript has a single exon.